Molecule: messenger RNA, 940 nt
Organism: [Torrubiella] hemipterigena
Lineage: Eukaryota; Fungi; Ascomycota; Sordariomycetes; Hypocreales; Clavicipitaceae
Source: the annotation of a GenBank genome assembly
CCCGACAGCCCAGUUUGUUGUCCAUUUCUUUUCUCGGAUAUAAUAUCAGAACUUGAGAUAUACACCGUCAUUCAGCCUACAACAAUGAUCACAAUUACAAUCAUCUCUGACAAUGUCUGCCCUCACUGCUUGCUGGCGCGCAACCGGCUCAACCGUGCCCUGGAAAUCUUUCGCAAAACGGUCCCUGGUGGCUCUACCACACCUAUAUCCAUCCACUGGCAAGCACAUUUACUACAGCUAACUUCGCCCCAAGCGUCUUAUAUCCCCAGCUCUGGCUCAACAUCUGCAUCUUCCAUCACGGAGGCAAAGUUUGGCGCCGAGCGCGCCCGCGCCAAGCAGGAAAAGCUAGCCCGGGCCGGUGCUGCUGAGGGCAUCAAUUUCAGUUUCACGGGGAAAAUUGGCCCGACACGCGACUCCCACAGGCUGGUGGCACUUGGCAAGACGAAAGGGUGGGAAGUAGCAGAUGCACUUGUCGUGGCAAUCAUGAAGAUGUACUUUGAGGGCGGUGGCGACAUUACAAGUUUCGAUGACUUGGUGGGUGCAGCCCAACGGGCAGGUAUUGAUGCAAACGAGGCUCGAGAAUGGCUGGAGAGUGGAAAAGGUGACACAGAAGUGGAUGAAGAGGUUAAGAAGAGCAUUGCUAUGAACAUUACCGGAGUGCCCACUAUCAUCAUCAACGACAAGUACACAGUGGACGGUGCGGAAGAUAUGUUUGGGUUCCUUGAAGCAUUGUCAAAAGCCAAAGAUGAUGUUUCGGCUUGAAGAGAGACAGAAAUUGUGGUAUAAACACUACUAAUGACAUCUAAAAACCGAUAUUUUCUAGAUUUUAGUUUCUCGUAUCAAGUAUAUAUACUUAUUUACUCGAAUGGGUUGUUUCCCAGUCAUUGAUGGGCGUUAUUCCCAGGCUUCCUAACCCGUACCCCCAUUGCCGGCUCAACUG